Messenger RNA from Apodemus sylvaticus (European woodmouse), 494 nucleotides. RefSeq names its product NOP10 ribonucleoprotein (gene Nop10). Gene Ontology annotation, biological process: positive regulation of telomerase RNA localization to Cajal body; rRNA pseudouridine synthesis; snRNA pseudouridine synthesis. Gene Ontology annotation, cellular component: box H/ACA telomerase RNP complex; box H/ACA snoRNP complex. Lineage: Eukaryota; Metazoa; Chordata; Mammalia; Rodentia; Muridae. The coding region runs from base 85 to 279 and encodes 64 amino acids. The record is from RefSeq and is a predicted model, not a curated record. The transcript is spliced from 2 exons. Gene Ontology annotation, molecular function: telomerase RNA binding; box H/ACA snoRNA binding.
UUGGCGCACGCGAUUGAGGCGGCGCACUCCGGAGAAACGCGGCAAGCGGUAAACGAGCGAGCGUCUGUCUGCUGAGGGGCAGUCAUGUUUCUCCAGUAUUACCUCAACGAGCAGGGCGAUCGCGUCUAUACGCUGAAGAAAUUUGACCCUAUGGGACAACAGACUUGCUCCGCCCAUCCUGCUCGGUUCUCCCCAGAUGACAAAUACUCAAGACACCGAAUCACCAUCAAGAAACGCUUCAAGGUGCUCAUGACCCAGCAACCGCGUCCUGUCCUCUGAGGGCUCGUUGGUCUCUUGUGCUGCUCGUCCCUCGGCCGAUUCUCAGCAACCAAACACGUCAAUCUGUAAGCCUUGAAGCCUUCCCAUGCUGCUUGGAAUCCUAUCUCACUCGCUUGAUGAAUGAGUCUAAACUGAUGGUCCUCGCCCGUAAAAGGAACAAUUUUUUUUUUCAUGUUUUGACUUACUGCCAGGUUAUUAAACAUACAAUGACUUGA